CUCUGUGUCUGUCAAAUCAUCUCAGAGGAGGAAAGAGUUUCUUGCUUGUCAGCUGCAGUCCUGUCUGAUGGCUGCAUUCCUCCCCAGCACCCGACAGCAGCCGCGGUGGUGGGUGCUUACCGUGUCACGAGGCAGCGCAUUUCAGAUUUGCCUGAUUUGUAAUUAUUGAAGAGCCCAAGAAACACCAAGGAGUUCCUGCAUCAAGGACAGAGGUGAAGCCCAGGGAGCAGCAGAUCAGGACAGGCCGGGCUCCCCUGGAGAGCUGAGCCUGUGGACGAUGCUGGACACGGCACGGCUGCGCAGGCCUUCGCUUUGAGGUGGGAGGCAGGCCUCUGCGGGACAGCUUCUCCACGCCCGGUCACCAUGGCUUCGACACUCUGGCUGGACGGCUGACAGGACCGUGCGCCCCGCACGCCGCUGGACUGCGUGCAGUCUGUGCACCGCCCGCUCGCAGGACGUGGGAGCAGGGCUGGUGGGCAUCAGAUGCUCCCAAACGCUGGACCAGCGGAGCGAUGGACUCGGACAGGCUAAGAUGGAAGUGACCUGAGGCCUUGCCGGGCGGUUUCCUUGCGACAGGACAGCUUAAGAGUCAGAACACAGGCUUGUCUGGGGAGCAGUAUGCAGGAAGCUGGUUUUCAGGCCACAAAUGCUUUCACAGACUGCAAAUUCACCUGCACCAGCGGUAAAUGCUUAUAUCUUGGUUCGCUGGUCUGUAACCAACAGAACGACUGUGGGGACAACAGUGAUGAAGAAAACUGUCUGCUGGUGACCGAGCAUCCACCUCCGGGCAUCUUCAACUCGGAGCUGGAGUUCGCCCAGAUCAUCAUCAUCGUCGUGGUGGUCACGGUGAUGGUCGUGGUCAUCGUCUGCCUGCUGAAUCACUACAAGGUCUCCACGCGUUCCUUCAUCAACCGCCCGAGCCAGAGCAGGAGGCAGGAGGACGGGCUGCAGCCGGAAGGGUGCCUGUGGCCUUCAGGCAGCUCGGUGCCACGGCCAGGGGCCUCUGAGAUCAUGUACGCCCCUCGGGCCAGGGACAGGUUUACUGCCCCGUCCUUUAUCCAGAGGGAUCGGUUCAGUCGCUUCCAGCCCACCUACCCCUAUGUGCAGCACGAGAUUGACCUCCCUCCCACCAUCUCCUUGUCGGAUGGGGAAGAGCCGCCUCCUUACCAGGGGCCCUGCACCCUGCAGCUCCGGGACCCCGAACAGCAGAUGGAACUCAACCGAGAGUCUGUGAGGGCCCCGCCCAACCGAACCAUAUUUGACAGUGAUUUGAUAGACAUUUCCGUGUACAACGGGGGCCCCUGCCCGCCCAGCAGCAACUCGGGCAUCAGCGCGACCACCUGCAGCAGUAACGGGAGGAUGGAGGGGCCGCCCCCCACCUACAGCGAGGUGAUGGGCCACUACCCAGGCGCCUCCUUCUUCCAUCACCAGCACAGCAACACACACGGCGGCAGCAGACUGCAGUUUCAGCAGAACAAUUCAGAGAGCACAAUAGUCCCCAUCAAGGGCAAAGACAGGAAGCCCGGGAACCUGGUCUGACCCCUCCACGUGCACUUGAAUCGAGGAGAGGAACCGAGGAGGGGAAGAGGCUGCGCCACCCUCCAGCGCACGGUGUUGUCCGGUUUCACGUGGUACAACUAAGUAAAACCAAAUGUGCAAACACG
Molecule: messenger RNA, 1664 nt
Organism: Marmota flaviventris (yellow-bellied marmot)
Lineage: Eukaryota; Metazoa; Chordata; Mammalia; Rodentia; Sciuridae
Gene: Ldlrad4
Product: low density lipoprotein receptor class A domain containing 4
Biological process (GO): negative regulation of transforming growth factor beta receptor signaling pathway
Cellular component (GO): early endosome membrane; Golgi membrane
Molecular function (GO): R-SMAD binding
Source: RefSeq, a predicted model, not a curated record